Molecule: messenger RNA, 357 nt
Organism: Boeremia exigua
Lineage: Eukaryota; Fungi; Ascomycota; Dothideomycetes; Pleosporales; Didymellaceae
Exons: 1
Coding region: 1-357 (118 amino acids)
Source: RefSeq, a predicted model, not a curated record
AUGUACAGAGGAGUCCGCCCAUCCUCAACACGGUCACGCCCACGGGCGCUACUCGUCACCCUACUUUUCGCCCUUUGCGUACCAAUCUUCCUCUACCAACUAGUACCUGCAUUCACACAGUCGACGGAUACCUUGAUUGACAAGAUUCUCGCCCAUUUCGAGGACUUUCAUUGUACAGCGGACAUCGGGGAUGCCCAGUGUUGCGCUCUCUUCAUGAAAGCAACUCCUUGUGUCGAAGAAUGCAGGACCCAGUUCAUCGACCGAGAGACAUUCACUGCUACAAUCGAGUACGAUGAGUGCGCCGACACGUGUCUGCGCGACUGGGCAGGCUGCAACGGCAUUACAAAGACCACAUGA